This is a messenger RNA of Cynara cardunculus var. scolymus (artichoke), 1178 nucleotides long. RefSeq lists its product as uncharacterized. Bases 90 to 452 code for a protein of 120 amino acids. The record is from RefSeq and is a predicted model, not a curated record. Lineage: Eukaryota; Viridiplantae; Streptophyta; Magnoliopsida; Asterales; Asteraceae. The transcript is spliced from 3 exons.
UCAGAUAAGCUGCCGGAAAGUGGAAAAAAGGGGAUACAAUCGUUAUUCUUUAAAUCGGUCACUCUCCUCCACCGGCGGAGAUACAGACUAUGGUGGCGGCUGCGUCUGCUUCAUUCCGAUGGAUACUGCAAUUGCACAAAGAUGUACCAAAAGCUGCGAGAUUCUACAAAGAAGGUCUUGAUUUCAGCGUAAAUGUGUGUACUCUCCGGUGGGCUGAACUCGAAUCCGGUCCUCUCAAGCUCUCUCUCAUGCAUUCUUCCAGCGAGAUUGUGGUUCAGAAGGGAUACUCGUCACUGUUAUCAUUCACUGUGACCGACAUUAACAAUACCGUAACUAAACUCAUGGCUUUAGGUGCAGAGAUGGAUGGUCCUAUCAAAUAUGAGGUCCAUGGAAAGGUUGCUGCAAUGCGGUGUAUUGAUGGUCACAUGUUGGGUCUUUAUGAGCCUGCUUGAAACCUACGACUUGCACCUGCAUAUUCUCGUCUUGCGAUUCAAAAGAAGAAAUUCUACGUUAUAAAAAGUUCAGUUUGAAAGGCAAGGAGAUUGUAAGUUCUCCUUUUCUUUCGUUGUAUUUCUAGUCGAGUACAAACACAUAUGCACAUAUAGUAGAUUCGUAAGCUUAAUUUAGGAGGUCAGGUCAACUAGCAAAUAAAGGCCAGGCCUUGGGCACUUUCUCAUAGGUCGUCAGUCCGAGUCUUCUCAAGAUCACCGAGAUUUUCAUUUUCCUAGCUGUUAUCUUCAGUGUUCCAAGGAUUACUCUGAAGGGCGCGCAAACUGUCUCGAAUACCUAGUAAAGGUUGUUUUUAGAUAAUUUAUUUUUUAUCCUUACAACUCUCAAAUAAAAAAACAAUGUUUUUGUUGUUUCGAGACAAUUUGUCUCGAAGGUAAGGAGGUGGACAUUAAUAGAAAUAGUAUUGGUUCCCCUUGAAGAAGAGAAUUGGUUUUGUUGGACAAACUUACCCUUAAAAAUAGAAAUCUACACGAAGCACCCCUCAACUUAGAAAUCGCAUACGUCUACAUUCAGAUGAUUUUAGGGUUUUGUUUUGUUUUGUUUGAUUCGACACUCCAAAGUAGUUCGAAUUUUGGUCGUCUUUAUUGACGGUUAUUCAUGUAAACGAUGUUUUAACGACUCGUGUGUUUUUGACUUGAACAAUGAUAUUGAAUGGUUGGUAUUUUGAU